Molecule: messenger RNA, 252 nt
Organism: Peronospora matthiolae
Lineage: Eukaryota; Oomycota; Peronosporomycetes; Peronosporales; Peronosporaceae
Source: the annotation of a GenBank genome assembly
AUGCGUGACACGGGUCCAGCUACCAUUAAUGCCUCUAAGCUAGAAGAUGAAUGGGUUGGUAUUCCGAUAGCCCACCAAGUGGUCCGCAAGGGACCAGUCCAUCCUCUCGAUGGUCUCAAUAUUCGUGACGACAACACAAUCGAUGGAUACAUAGGACACUGUCGUGCAUCCAUGUCGCAACUGUCAUCAACUGACUCGUAUCAGGAGGGAUACAAUGAUAUGCACGUCGUACGAGUGCCAGUACUGGUGUAG